UAUUUCGCCCUCACGCUUGCUAAAACCUAUCGAGUCUUGUAAAUCCGUAAUGGCUUAGUGUUUUUGUUUAAAAUUUAUUCCCUAGAAGGCUCUUCUUUAACAUAAAUCGUGUCGAAUCCCACGUGAAACCCCAAUCAGGUGUCCAGCUGUCUUCCUCCGGCUAUUCUGCGAAGCAAUCAUGAAUGUCUGCCGCCUGUGCCUCUCGAAGGACGCCAACUUUCCUGUUUUCGGGACUGGCACGGCUGCCCUGCGGAUAAUGUCCUGCACUUCGCUGGACAUCGAGCCCGGUGACGGUCUGCCGCAGCACAUAUGCACCGCCUGCCGUCUGCGCCUGGAGGAGAUGCACUGCUUCCGUCGCCGCUGCCAGGUAGCCGAUCGGCGUUUGAGGCGCCACAAGGCGAUGCUGCGGCAGGGGGUCAAAUCGAAUCUGGGGGAGGUGGCGGAGGAACUCGAUGCCCUGCAGGAUGUGGCCGGAUGCAACAGCACGGCCUGUUCUGAGAACAACGCCCAGUGGCGCCAGCAGUCUGCCCAGCACAUUCGCACCGAGUUGGAUGCCUACAAAAAGGAGCUCCUCACCACCUGCAAACAGGCUGUGCGGGCAGAAAUCGAACUGGAGCUCCGGGCGGAACUGGAGGAGGUCAUCCUGGCCGAGGCCAAGCAGCAUCUGCGUCUGAGCGUCCUGGACGACUUGUUCUACGAGCUGGAGAGCUACUUUGUGCGCAAGCGCAACGAGACUGCCGGCGAACAGGUCCACUGCACUGGGAGCAUGGCUUCCGGAUCCAAUUUAAGGAUUGGCUCGAAUACUCAUAUGGCUUCAGACCAGUCCGAUGGCUUUUAUGAAUCAGUGGCAGGCGAGGACCAAGAGGAAACCAACGAUGUCGGCGUGGUGGAGGUACUGGACGACGAACCCGAGCCCAGCAAUCAGCAAGCUUCCUCUUCUUCUGUCGCCGUUCCCAUGGUCGAAAUCAACAUGAACGACCCGCAUCUUAGCCAUUUGCGGGAGGAGUUCAACAGGGAUGCCUUUCUCAGUAAACAAAAAUCCGCCAAGAAGGUUGUAAAAAGACAGGGGCGUUCUCGCGUGAAAGUGCGUUUUCUAAGCCCGAGGGAGAAGACAGAGAAACUCUGCCUGAAGCACGGGUGCUUGGCGAGAAGGUACUCCCACACGAGCAACUACGAACCCACCAAAUGUGUGCGCUGCCGUCUCAAAAUAGCGGAAAAGCUCAAUAGCUCAGUAUCGUAAUUGUUUUACCAAUAGACUUGCAAACUGUUAGAAUUACGUGCCCUUUGUACUUUGUAUCGUGCCUAUAUUUAUAAACAUUUUUUUUGCUCGUACAUGUUUCUUGACGAAAAUAGUUUAAUGAUGAUAUUCAUUAUAUUCUAGCAUUCUAGAUGUUUGCAAUAAAACUAGGUUGUAAGGUCUGGAUAUUCCUAAUAUAA
This is a messenger RNA of Drosophila biarmipes, 1437 nucleotides long. RefSeq lists its product as uncharacterized. The transcript is spliced from 2 exons. Gene Ontology annotation, cellular component: nucleus. Lineage: Eukaryota; Metazoa; Arthropoda; Insecta; Diptera; Drosophilidae. Bases 179 to 1240 code for a protein of 353 amino acids. The record is from RefSeq and is a predicted model, not a curated record. Gene Ontology annotation, molecular function: zinc ion binding.